Thermothelomyces thermophilus ATCC 42464 is the source of this 1025-nucleotide messenger RNA. RefSeq lists its product as uncharacterized. Gene Ontology annotation, molecular function: AMP kinase activity; ATP binding. NCBI's taxonomy places the organism in Eukaryota, Fungi, Ascomycota, Sordariomycetes, Sordariales, Chaetomiaceae. The record is from RefSeq and is a predicted model, not a curated record. Gene Ontology annotation, cellular component: cytoplasm; mitochondrion. The transcript has 2 exons. Gene Ontology annotation, biological process: nucleobase-containing compound metabolic process. Bases 134 to 928 code for a protein of 264 amino acids.
UUGUUCUGUGCCGAUAGUUAGCGUGUUGCCCCGCACUCUGAUCUCUCGGAUGCUCUAAAGACCAUUUGAUUGUGCCACUACUACGCCUCCAAGCCCCCGUAACGCAAGGCAAGUGUUCCAUCGCCGCCUGACCAUGCGCCUACGAAGAGCCGCCCGAGUUAUUCUUUUUGGGGCGCCGGGAGUCGGGAAGGGAACGCAAUCCGAGCGGCUGCUGCGCAGGUUCCCGCAACUCUCGUCCAUCAGCUCCGGGGAUCUCCUGAGACACAACGUCAAGCAGCGGACACCUCUAGGAAUCAAGGUGGAGAGCACAAUGAAGGCCGGCGGCCUGGUUCCGGACGACAUCAUCCUCCGACUCAUCAGUAACGAGCUCAACCAGCGCGGGUGGAUCCACUGGGGCCACCCGUCGGGCAACGUCAUGACGCUGUCUUCGUCGGCCGUCGACGCCGAGAUGGCCGCGUUCGUCUCCUCCCCGGCACACGCGCGCGGCUACGGCCAGCCGCGCGUCAACGAAGACCCGUCCGCCUCGUUCCUCCUCGACGGCUUCCCGCGCACGGCGGCGCAGGCCGACCGGCUCGACGAGAUCGUGCCCAUCAACCUGGCCGUGUCCAUCAAGACGCCGUUCGAGGUCAUCAUGGAGAGGAUAAGCGGGCGGUGGGUGCACGAGCCGUCCGGGCGGGUGUACAACACGACCUUCAACGCGCCCAAGGUUCCCGGGCGCGACGACGUCACGGGCGAGCCGCUCGUGCGCCGGGCCGACGACAGCGAGGAGGUCUACCGCGCGCGGUGGAACAAGUUCCAGGAGACGAGCGAGCCGCUGCUGGAGCACUACGCCCGCAAGGGGGUGCUGUGGGAGGUCGAAGGCACGACCAGCGACGAGAUCACGCCCAAGCUGUUCCGCGAGUUUGAGCGCCGGUUCGUCGAGGUCUGAUUGGCCCCGGCGGCGCCCCCCCCCCCCCCCCCCGGGGAAGCGUCAUGUGCUACGUCGCAAAAUCUCGUCUUUAUUUUAUUUUGUUUAUUUUUUUCUC